Molecule: messenger RNA, 5436 nt
Organism: Lodderomyces margitis
Lineage: Eukaryota; Fungi; Ascomycota; Pichiomycetes; Serinales; Debaryomycetaceae
Gene: BNI1
Product: formin
Exons: 1
Coding region: 1-5436 (1811 amino acids)
Biological process (GO): barbed-end actin filament capping; actin filament bundle assembly; mitotic actomyosin contractile ring assembly
Cellular component (GO): cell division site; cellular bud neck; mating projection tip
Molecular function (GO): small GTPase binding; actin binding
Source: RefSeq, a predicted model, not a curated record
AUGAGAAGGAAACCAGUGGACUCCUUCAACAACAGUCCAGCUCCCACGAACCCUUAUCAGCAACUGACCACUUUUAAUAAUAACAACAGCCAAUUCAACUCACGAAUCAAUGACGAGUUGAAUCGAUCACAACCGUAUUCGACAACUUCAUCGAAACAGCAACCUCAACAACUGGAUCCUGGGUCGGGAAUGGGCAAUAAUAGCAUCCGCAAGUCUUCCAGCUCCAUGUUUGGUUUGAAACGACAUAGAGAUAAAGAGAGGCCGUUGCAUCAUCAACACCAUACGAAUGAAAGUCUUUCUGAUGUGUCAUCGACAGAUACCGCCAGCAUUUUAUCGGCUGGCACGCAACAUUCUUCAAAUAGCAGACGACUGUCACAGAACCCAUACCAACAGCAGUUACAGUUUCAACAACUGCAAUACCUGCAACAACCUGCCCACUCACACCAUCUGCUGCAACACAGCCUACCGCAGCAGCAACAGCAACACAAUUCGCAUUUCCCACCUGCAAGAUCGGCUUCGGCUGCAUAUCCAUCCUCACAGCCAACAUCUUCGCCACAUAAUAGGAAGUCAUCUGUUUAUAGUGUGUCUACUAUGGGUACCGAAAAGGUCGCGUCUAAUCCCUAUGAUACCCCAACGCAACUAUCGCGUCAACAAACAAAUGCAACUGCAAGUACAAACCUAUUAAGCAGAAUGUCAACAAAUAUCUCACUCAAUUCAGCAAUCAAACCUACUAGAAGCUCAACAGACGGAUACGAAAAGUUCCAUUUAGAGCGCCCAUCUUCUGCAUUUGAAAUUGAUAGAAUGUUUAAAGAUAUGUUGGAAAAAAUAAAUUUUAAAAGUUUACCACCACAAGCAACAAGGGACUUGUUAAAUUACGACACAGAUAGAAAGUGGAUGAUGAUUGAGCAGGACAGAAGAGCGGAGUAUGAGAGACAACUUCGGUACACUCAAAAAUCUAGUAGCGAACUACCAGAAACUUAUGCCCGAUGGUUGAUGCUGAAAUCAAUCACAACAUCACAAUUAAGUAAUUUAUGGCUACAAUUAAGAGCUGAGCCAAUAUCUUGGGUACGCGAGUUUGUAUACGAUUGCCAAGGAGAUGCAUUGUUGUCGUCGUAUUUAGAGAAGCUCCACGAUGGAAUGGAAACGCAACAGGUGUUCUCAAUCAAAGAUGAAGUGUUUGAUAAAGAGAAUUAUAUAAUGCGUUGUUUGAAAUGCGUCAUGAACCAGAAAUUAGGUGCAGAGAGAAUUAAAACAGAUGUCGAUUUAUUUGUAAAUGCUGUUAGCGGUUGUCUAUUAUCGCCCAGACUACUUGUGAGAAAGUUGGCAACUGAUGCUCUCACGUUUGUGGUAUCCUACAACUCCGAAGAUAAAGCUCGAUACAAUAAAGUGCUACACGCAGUUGAUUCAUUGAAUGAACGAGUGCUAUAUGAUUUUGAGGACUAUGAUGAAAACAAUAAUCGUAAGAAACGAGAGUUGAUACGGAAACCGCCACCAGCGAACUGCAAGCGUUUUGAAGUUUGGUUGAGCCUAGUAGAGAGAACUGUUGACGCGACUGGUAAAUUCAAUUCCAACGUUGGUGAACGAGAAGAGAUCAAAUCACAAUAUGUGGGGCCCGGCCCUAAAGAGAAUCAUUUUCCUGACUAUUGCGUUGCAACAAUGUUGUUUAUAAACAUUAUUGUCGAGAAUGCAUCUGACUUUAGACUGAGGAUAAAUCUCCGUCUGCAAUUUCAAGCAUCAGGGUUGAUCCGUUUAUUUUCAAAGUUUCAGACUCUUCAGCAACCGUUGCUCAACAAUCAGAUAGAAAGAUAUUUGUCUUUUGCCAGAGAAGACGAGACCGAGUUGAAAGUUGCUCUGGGUUUUGAUAGUGAAAUGAACUUCAACGAUCCGGUUGAUUUGGUCAAGUCUUUGUGGGAGACCUUUAGAGGAUCUGAUAAUCAAGGACAUUUCCUUAGUACAAUGCAGCAUUUGUAUCUUAUACAGUCAGAAAGGAAGAAUAAUAGGCAAGACGUUGGUCAAAGUUUGCGAAUACUCGACAACAUCAUCCAAAACCUAUCAUCUCAACAAAGCAGCGAUGAAAAUGCCGCUUUGAACAUUGCCAUAAAUAAAUUGUACGCCAACAUGAGUACAGAUGACCAAUACAGGCGCGCUUUGGAAGAAGUAAAGUAUUAUCGAAAAGUUGCCGAGGAAGCCACUGCAGAACGUGAUGAUAUGACGAGACAAAUUGAAAUGGGUGCCGAAGGAAUGAUUACUAGUUUGAAAAAUGAAGUGACUGAGCGUGAAUUGAUUAUUGAAAGAUUUAGAAGAACCAAUGAGGAAAUGAAGGAAGAAAUGCGCAACUUGAAAACCAAACUCAUGCGCGAGAAGCAAGAGCAGGAACUUGAAAUGAGAGAGUUUUUGAUUAUGUUGAAUAGUGGAGACAUUGAGACCGCGAUUUCCAAAAAGGGCAAAACAACUACUGCAUCAGUAAGAACAUCAAAUGCUGAAUUGGCCGAUCGGUUGAAAAGGCAAAUUCAUCGUCGAAGAGCUGAGUCGAGAUUGGAUAAUAAACGAUUGGGUACUCAAGUGGAACCGCUGAAGAGAUUGAGAGCUUUAAGAGACCAGAUGGGAGACAUUGAAAAUAUGGCGCGGGAAUUGGAAAUGACCGACUUUGAAACAUACACGGAACCACAAUUGGAGGAGCAAAGCCCUUCGGAACCAGAGGUCAUUGAAACUGUAUCAGAGUCUGAUUCAGAUGGUGAACCCGAACCAGAAUCAGAGCCAGAAGUUGUCUUGCCUCCCGUUCCAUUACCUGGGAAAAAGCGAGGAAUGCGCAGUGACGAUUUGACGAAGCUUGAUGGGUUGAGAAAGAAAUUGUCCAAUUUGCAGAGUGAGUCCAAUGACGUUAUGAAGUUCAAUACCAGUUCCAUGUUCAGCAAACAAAAGUACCUUGCUGUGGAAAGGUUGCAAGAGUUGGAAAAUAGCUUUAAAGAUUUCAAUAUUGACUUUAGUGCUCACAAUGAAGACGAUUACAGCUUUUCACCGGGCACUGAUGAUCCAAUAAGGGACAAGACGAAAGAGGUUUUGAGUGAGGUUGAGCGAUUACGAAAUGAGUUGAGAAAGCAAUUGGCUGAGGCUAAUAAACCUAAAGCAGCAAAGAAGAGAGCUUCGGUGAUGGACAGACUUGAGGACAAGUAUAUGAAAGGUCAGGUACAGACCAAUGCUGACGUUUCUAGUCAACAAGUGAAGGAGCACAAGAAACUGAAUAGAAUGACUACAAUCGGAUCCAUGGAUCCUCUGUUCCUCAAAGAGUUGAGCAACAAGGUUCAAUUAGCAGAGCCUAUUGACGCAGCUAAGCGUGAUGCAAAUGGUGAACGUGGUACAUCAACAUCUGGCAAGGAACAAGAGGAACCUGGUUCUGGAGAACCUGUGCCGGAGGAACCGUCAGCAGAAACAGCAAGUGGUUCAAAUUCAGCACUUACCCCACUCCCUCCUCCUCCUCCUCCACCACCACCGCCGCCUUUACCUUCAUUAUUGGGUGGAGAGUCCUCAAACUCUGCUCCACCACCAGCACCACCAGCACCACCAGCACCUCCUCCUCCAUCUUUUUUGAAUGGCUCUACUUCAGCGCCACCGGCACCGCCUGCUCCGCCGCUUCCGCCACCUUUGUCAAGUGGAGGUUCUUCUAGAAACUCACCUCAAUUACAAUCACCAUCUCCAUCACCUAUCUUGGGUAAUGUCCCACGACCAAAGAAGAAAUUGAAACAGUUACAUUGGGAAAAGAUUGAUCAUACUGAAGUCGACAACUCAUUUUGGAAGGAACCAAACUCAGAUACACUUGCAAGUGAGUUGAUGUCGAAGGGUGUGUUUGACGAAAUUGAAAUAAUCUUUGCCGCUAAAGAGAUCAAGAAAUUGGCUUCAAAGAAGAAGGAAGAUAUGGAUAAAGUCUCUUUCUUGUCCAGGGAUGUUGCACAACAAUUUAGUAUUAACUUGCAUACGUUCAGUUCCUUAUCAGAUAUGGAACUAGUGAUGAAGGUUUUAAGAUGUGAUAAAGAUGUCGUCACCAAUCUAUCUGUCCUAGAAUUUUUUGGCAAAGAAGAAAUCACAGAGAUUACCAAUACGGCAGUAAGAAAUUUUGAGCCAUACUCAACCGAUUACAAGACUGACGAAAUUACCAAACCGGACAAGGAUCCAUCGGAGUUGCAAAGACCUGACAGGAUCUAUUUGGAGUUGAUGUAUAACUUACAACACUAUUGGAAGUCAAGAACCAGAGCGUUAUCAGUCAUUGCGCAAUAUGAAAAAGAUUAUGAUGAUUAUGUUUCCAAAUUAAGAGCAAUAGAUGCUUCAGUUGACAGUAUCAAAAAUUCAAAACAUUUAAAGGGUGUAUUUGAAAUCAUUUUAACUGUGGGAAACUAUAUGAAUGAUUCGUCAAAACAAGCUCGUGGGUUCAAAUUGAGCUCAUUGCAACGUUUGGGUUUCAUGAAGGAUGAAAAGAAUAGUAUGACGUUUUUGCACUAUGUGGAAAAGCUUAUUCGCACCCAGUUUCCUGAGUAUCUUGAAUUCCUUGAUGAGCUAGCCAAGUGUAAUGAGACUGCAAAAUAUUCAAUUGAGCACAUAUACAACGAUUGUAAAGAUUAUGUUCAAAGUAUUAAAAACGUGCAAAGCUCAAUUGAUAUUGGAAACUUAUCUGACAUUUCCAAAUUCCAUCCCCUGGAUCGAGUACUAAAACAUGUUUUGCCUGCAUUGCCUAAAGCAUCGAGAAAAGCAGGGUUACUUUUAGACCAAGCCAACUUUACUUUGAAGCAAUUUGAGGACUUGAUGCUUUACUUUGGGGAGGACGCACAGGAUCUGUUUGUCAAGAAUUCUUUUAUUAGCAAGUUUACAAACUUCAUGAAGGAGUUUAAACGUGCCCAAACUGAGAACUUGAAACGGGAAGAAGAGAUUAGAAUUUACGAGCAACGAAAGAAAUUGGCCGAAUCGGCUCACAAGAAGAGUAGCAGCGGCAGUAAUACUCCAAAUGAAGCAACGGAGAAUGAUGAGGAUGAAGGAGUCAUGGACUCGUUGUUGGAAAAAUUGAAGGCAGUUGGGCCAACAAAGGGUGAGCCAUCGUCAGCGCGAAAGAAAGCAUUGAUGAGGCGCCAAAUCUUGGAGAACCAACGGAAAUUUUCUUCAGACGGCCCUCCAUCGCCGACAAAGUCGGGCUCAUUUGACUUGCUGAGAGAAGGCUCGGAAGGAUUGGUGUCUCCUGUUGAAGAGAAGAUGGAUUCUUCUGAUAGAAUGGCUGCUAGUGGAGAUGAAAAUAAUGAUUCCGAGGACAAGGACUCUCCGGUUGGAUCAAGGGCUAAGAAUUUAUUGCAAGAGCUCCGCAAUGCCAAUGAAGAAGGACACAAUGGUGAAUUAACAGCUCAACAGUAUAGACUUGAGAGGCAACGCAGGAAAAACCAGGCCGAAUCAGGAUGA